AUGACUACCAUCCACCAGGCCACCCGAGGCCAGGACCACGACAGAUUUGAUCCCGAUGACUCUUUCCCAAUGGCGCGAAUAGCUCAGCCCCCGACCAACGGCAGCGGAGGAAGCGACGAUGAUAUUACAGCGCCGCAAAAGAUGAUCUCGGCCAUGUCGGGUAGUCUUUUGACAUCGCUUCUCGUGACGCCCCUCGACGUUGUCCGAAUCCGAUGGCAGUCGCAAAAUGUCACCCCGCCGACGGUAGACUUUUCACGGCUGGCUAUGACCACCGACACCCUCAAGACUUUCAACACAUCGAACCUCGGAGUCACAGCUUGCUGCCGUGAGGUAUUCUUCAUGAACAACAACUCCGAACUAUGUCUCGCGAUGCCGAGAGCGGCAGAAGGCGCGGGAGCUUCUGCUGCUGCUGCAUGCUCUGUCGAGGAGGUUGAGCGCAAGACAAUCAGCUCUACCAUGGACGGUCUGAAGAAGAUUGCGCGAAAUGAAGGAUUCACCAGCCUAUGGAGGGGUUUGUCUCCCACAUUGCUAAUGACGAUCCCGGGCAACAUCAUCUACUUUACUGGCUACGACUGGAUGAGAUACAAUAGAAAGAGCCCAAUCGCGCAAAGGCUCAACGACGAUACCGCUCCGUUGGUUGCCGGUUCCGCAGCUCGCGUUCUGGCCGCAGCUGCCGUCAGCCCGAUCGAGCUCUUCCGUACAAGAAUGCAAGCCUCGACAGGCAACUCUACGACCGGCCAUCUCGCAAACACGUUCCGCGACAUCAAGGAUAUGGUCCACAGCAGCGGAUAUACUUCGCUAUGGAGGGGCCUGACCUUGACACUGUGGAGGGAUGUGCCCUUCUCAGGUCUGUACUGGUGGGGAUACGAGACGAUCCGGGGUAGAUUGACAGAUUUCCGAGAGACCCGCCGCGGCCGGACUUUGGAUACUAGAGGAUCACGAACUCAGUCGCGGCGCAGGUCUCAGAGCCACGAAAACCACACGGAAACCAUGACGGACAGCUUCAUUGCUGGUGCCGUCUCGGGCGGGUUCGCAUCGAUAGUCACCAUGCCGUUCGACGUGGGCAAGACAAGGACGCAAGUGUAUCGCGAAGCGCCCCGUCAAGCGGGCGAAGCCAACGCGGCCAAGGCCGCUGCGGCUGAACAGGGCUCCAUGGUGCGUUUGCUCUGGCAUAUCUUCACGACGGAGGGCAUCGGCGGUCUGUGGAAAGGAUGGAUCCCCAGAACUCUCAAGGUGGCUCCGGCGUGCGCCAUCAUGAUCAGCAGUUACGAAGUCGGAAAGCGGGUAUUCAGGGGCGUCAACGAGAAGUCUAGGAGGGACGCAGACUAA
Colletotrichum paranaense is the source of this 1329-nucleotide messenger RNA. RefSeq lists its product as uncharacterized. The transcript has 2 exons. Gene Ontology annotation, cellular component: mitochondrion. The record is from RefSeq and is a predicted model, not a curated record. Bases 1 to 1329 code for a protein of 442 amino acids. Lineage: Eukaryota; Fungi; Ascomycota; Sordariomycetes; Glomerellales; Glomerellaceae. Gene Ontology annotation, biological process: mitochondrial transmembrane transport.